Molecule: messenger RNA, 1233 nt
Organism: Anneissia japonica
Lineage: Eukaryota; Metazoa; Echinodermata; Crinoidea; Comatulida; Comatulidae
Product: otolin-1-A-like
Exons: 1
Coding region: 44-763 (239 amino acids)
Molecular function (GO): protein binding
Source: RefSeq, a predicted model, not a curated record
UUAAUAUAAAUAAUGCAUUUUAAUUUAAUCAUUUCAGAUCAAAAUGUAUCUUGCAAUUGCUAUAAAACUCAGCAUUAUCUGCAUCAUCCAAGCAGCUGCUCAAGGUGAUACCCAAGUUUGUAGUGGCUGUUGUACUGCUCCUGCAGGGAUUCCUGGAAUUCCAGGCAGCCAUGGUAAUCCUGGUGGUCCUGGUCCAACAGGCAUGAAAGGAGAUGUUGGGGAAAAAGGAGAGAAGGGAAACCAGGGAUCAGAUGGAAGAGAUGGGCUUCCAGGUAAAAUAGGACCAAUCGGUUUACCGGGUGCUACUGGUGAGAAAGGAGGAAAAGGAGAGAAAGGUGAACAAGCUACCACAAUCAGCCAGCCCAAAUCUGCCUUCUCAGUUGCAUAUAAUGUAAACCCAGACCGCCUACCAGUUAGUCCUAUGAAAUACCCGUUAAUAAUUACCAACUUUGGGAAUGACUACAAUAAAGAAACAGGAAAGUUUGUCUGUCAACAUCCAGGCAUCUAUGUCUUCCAGUUUACAUCAGGCUCAUCAAGUGGUAAUGAUAAUAUUUUGACAAGCAUCAAAAAGAAUGGGCAACGCAUUCUCUCCUCAUGGGAGAGUGGUUCAGGCUACAAAUCAGCCAGCAACAUGGUAGUUCUUGAUUUAGUAGCAAAUGAUGAAGUGUGGACUGAGCCUUACAGUACCAGCCAUAACUAUUACUACAGUAGUAGCUACAUCUACUGUUCUUUUUCAGGCUUCCUGCUUUAUGCAUCUGCAUAAGGAAAUUUUGAAAACCUAAUAAUUACAAAUUCCAAAUCAGCAAAUAGAAUAUGACAAUCUUUUUUAAUGACUUUUUAUCAUUAGUAAAUAACAUAGUAUUAGAAAAAAAGUUGGCAAUGCUCACUCAAUGCUGCAUUGAAUGUCAGCAGUAAUUACAAAAAUUCAAUUCAAUUCAAUAUUUAUUUGCUCCAAAAGCUUAUCCGCCAUACAAGAAACAUGCUUUUAGUGGCUUUAUAUGGCCUCCUAUACACACUACAAUAUUUUCUAUAUUAUAUGAUAGUGAAUACAGGCAUAUUUGUAGUAAAUAGCUUAGAUAAUAAUGCUACAAUUAUAGUCCAAGGCACAGCAAGCAUUCUUAGCCUACGAUGUAACAUCAUACAGUUGUUAGUUCAUGAUACUUGAUUAAUAAUAAAAUACAAUCUGAUCAUUUUACUAGAACUAGCUAAUGUUUUUGGAAUUCUCUAUUAUUA